This is a messenger RNA of Linum trigynum, 3587 nucleotides long. The record is from the annotation of a GenBank genome assembly. NCBI's taxonomy places the organism in Eukaryota, Viridiplantae, Streptophyta, Magnoliopsida, Malpighiales, Linaceae.
AGUUAAGCCCGCGUCUCACUCUCCAACUUUGACUGCCUCGGGUCACAAACCCAAAACCCUCCCCCAAUUUGACCACCACCACCACCAUCCUCGCUUUGCUCCCCCUUUUGUUAAUCCUUUUACCCACCCUCUUUCUCCGUUAAAACCCCCAUCUUCUCAAAAGGGGAAAUCUCCGACUUUAUCCGCUACUUUUCCCUCUCUUACCCAUUUCAUCAAACAUCUUCCGUGCGCCUUCUUUCCUCUCUUUUUUGUUUUCUGUUUCACAAUGAGCGAGCCAAAGACGGAGACUUGCGACACCGCGGAAUCACUGGCUGCCUGCGGCAGCUUCCGGGAUCUCAGCCUCAGCAAUAGCAACAGCGUGAGCAUCAGCAUGUGCAGCAGCAGCUGCGGGACGGUGUCCGGGUCGGAUCACCAGAGCAUUGGGAGCAGCAAUUUGAGCAAUGUGAGUAAUGGGGGGAGUGAGCGGAAAGAGAGCAGCGAGAAAGGUGGGAGCUUGAGCACUGUGGACUCGUCGAAUGGGGAGGGUGGUAGUUUCAGGAGCUUGUGUCCUUCGAAGCCUCACAGAGGGAAUGAUGUUAGGUGGGAUGCGAUACAGAGCGUUACGGCGAAAGAUGGGGGGAAUGGGGUUUUGGGGUUGGCCCAUUUUAGGUUGUUGAGGAAGCUGGGGUGUGGGGAUAUUGGGAGUGUGUAUUUGGCUGAGCUGAGAGGGACAGGGUGCUUGUUUGCGAUGAAGGUGAUGGAUAAAGGGAUGUUGGCUGGGAGGAAGAAGCUGUUGAGGGCUCAGACUGAGAAGGAGAUUUUGGGGCUUUUGGAUCAUCCGUUUCUGCCUACCUUGUAUUCCCAUUUCGAGACCGACAAGUUUUCUUGUCUGUUGAUGGAGUUUUGCAGUGGUGGAGAUCUACACAUGCUCAGGCAGCGCCAGCCUGGCAAGCAUUUCACCGAGCAAGCAGCCAGGUUUUAUGCUUCGCAAGUGCUUCUUGCCCUGGAGUAUCUCCACAUGAUGGGAGUUGUGUACAGAGAUUUGAAGCCUGAAAAUGUACUCGUGAGAGAAGACGGUCAUAUCAUGCUCUCGGAUUUUGAUUUGUCGUUAAGAUGCUGUGUCAAUGCCACUCUGGUUCAGUCCAGUGCCGAUCCAUCCUGUCAAAUAUCUUCCUACUGCAUUCAGCCUUCGUGCAUAGAUCCAGCUUGUAAAUUGCCUGUCUGCGUGGAACCUGCUUGUUUGCAGCCGUCUUGCUUCAAGCCACGCUUCAUGAACCGCAGCUCCAAAACAUCUAAGAAGGUGAAGAGUGACAAAAAGCUCAACUUGGUAAGCUCAGAUUCUCUUCCUGUGCUUAUCGUGGAGCCAACUACAGCUCGGUCCAUGUCAUUCGUUGGAACCCACGAGUACUUGGCUCCUGAAAUCAUACGAGGGGAUGGCCACGGCAGUGCAGUGGAUUGGUGGACAUUUGGCAUCUUCUUGUAUGAGCUGCUAUAUGGAAAGACACCAUUCAAAGGGAAUGGGAACCGUGAAACACUGUGUAAUGUGGUAGGCCAGCCUCUGAAGUUUCCUGAAGGAUCAUCUGUAAGCUUUGCAGCCAAGGAUUUGAUCCGUGGUCUCCUCGUGAAGGAUCCUCCAAAGAGGUUAGGCUUCAAGAAAGGUGCUACAGAGAUAAAGCAGCACCCUUUCUUCGAGACCGUGAAUUGGGCUCUCAUUCGAAGCACUCAGCCACCAGAAGUCCCGAAACCAAUUGAUAUGUCGAUCUUGAAUCGAAGUCCUACCAAGCCAUCACAACCACCUACAGCAUGUAAUAAUAACAAGAAUAGCAAUGGUAAGGGAGCUAGUGCUGCUGAUUCUGACAGAAGUUCUGGUCCUUACUUAGAUUUUGAAUUCUUUUGAGACCAGUUUUGCUAAGGUUAGAUUAUUGUAAGAACCUAGGAUUUUGUUUCUUCCUCUUCUUUGCUCUUCUGUCAGGAGGGUUUUGAGAAAUCAAAUUACCUCUCGAGUCUUGCCUGUGUCUAAAUUCGUCUGCUUAAUGAAAGACCCUUCUCUUUUAUCUAUCUCACAAAGUGUUGGGGGCAGGCAGAAUGAGAUUGAGCAAUUGCAUUUGCAUUUGCAUUUGCAUUGAUAGACGUGGUAACUUUGGACCCCCACAUGAAACAUGCUUUUUGUGGGGUUCCCAAAUUCCUGACAUAAGACAGACAAAAAGUAUCACCAUCUUUUGUCAUUAUCGUUAGCCUCGUCAGAAUUCUUGUUCAUCAGAGAGGGCUUGUUAAAACCAGAUCCAUCAACCUUUGGUAUUAUUCAAAAAAAAAAAAAAAAAAAGAACCUUUGGUGACAAAACCUUUUUCUUUCCUUUCAAAUACCGCACAGAAGAAGAGUCACCAGUCUUGUUAAAAGCAUGUGUGGACAGCUUUUGUUUUCCUUUCUCGGUAUCCUGUUGCUUCGAAGAUUUUAAUAAAAAAAAAAAAAAAAAAUUGACACAGAGUAGGAUCUUUCAUUCAUUUCCAGUUACAGAUACAAAAUCAAAGGUCGGUCUCAUCAGACAUGGGUUCAAGAAUAGUGAGCCAUUCAUGAGGGAGCAUGGAAUGAUUCUGAGACUGAGCCACCCAAUCUGCACGAUAAUUAUGGCUACGAGGAAUCCAAAGAAGUUCAACUAAUGUCGUCGAGUCGAAGAUCUUAUGCAUAACUACCAUCAUCGAGAAGCAUCGCUGCGGCCAAGCCUCAGGACCUUGGGACAGCACAUUAACGAGCACCUCACAUUCAGAUCGAAUCCUACAUGGCAUGCUAGAUUGACCCCGAGAAUGAUCAAUCACGGUGUAUCUUCAAAUUCAGUAUACUUUGCGGUGAACAAGGAUGACGAUGGGGCCCUCUAAAUUGACCCCGAGAACUCGAAACAAGGACUCUUCUAACACUUUGGAAACUCUUCCCAAAUGACAAGUCUACAAAUAUCGUCUUUCAUUCAACCGUAAUUCUUCGGACUUCAGAACUAGGGUACUUAAUGCGAUGUCUGCUCAGAGUUCCUAGUUCCUUGCUUCCUUUUGAGAGAGGGCAUUAGAUUGGAAAUAAACAACAGGUACGCACUAGCAGCAUCACAUUCUAGUGACAUGGCAGUCAACAUGAAGAUGCCAAAUCAGUUAACCUUUGAUCCUCAUUUUGUAAUUUAUUAACCAAAUUUUUCAACUUUGAUACAAUAUUAGUCAACCCUGAGAAAAAAACGAAAUCUCAGCCAACUCUCAAGUUCUCGUUAACACUUAUGUUAGCCUAUGACAAGCUGAAAAACAUGGUGCUGAACUGCCGAGUUGGAAGAGUUUUCAUGAGUCAUGACAUUACGGUCAAUAAGAAAUUGUCAUCUCAGUCAACUUUUUGUCUAUUAUUAUGUGAUAAUAACACAAAAUUAUAUUUGAAACAAAUGAACUCCAAAAAUAUAAUGCAUUUUCUUAAUGUAACUUUGAUGUUGCAAGUGAAGUGGAGCUUGAACUUAUGAGUGUUUGUAGCUUGAACUUAACAUUGUAGAGCUAGAUCCUCUGUUUCUUGUUGAUAUGUUUACCCAUAGUACCUUGAUGGACAAUUUCACUAGAAUGCCGCCUAAUACAGAAUCAACUUGGAA